Messenger RNA from Nilaparvata lugens (brown planthopper), 1339 nucleotides. RefSeq lists its product as uncharacterized. Lineage: Eukaryota; Metazoa; Arthropoda; Insecta; Hemiptera; Delphacidae. The transcript has 2 exons. Bases 14 to 400 code for a protein of 128 amino acids. The record is from RefSeq and is a predicted model, not a curated record.
AACAUGGACAGACAUGUGCAUAGAGCAAUGUCUGAUGAGGCCAAUGAAAUCUGUAGGAGGACUCACUCAUGGAAGGGGAAUGAAUGAAAGUACUGUGAAUAAAUGGAUUCUUGGGACACCAUACUUCAUAAAGAUUAAUGAAGCAUUAGAGGAGUUCUUAGACAUUUCUAUUACCUACAGUGAACAACAUGUUGAGCUGAGAAAGUCAAGAAAACUCAGAGACCAAGCUGAUAUUGAUAAGUUCACCACAUGGUUCAGACAACACAAUCCAUUAAAUAAGGAAUCUGGAGAGCUAGUUUCAUUAUCAUCUGGUUUCAUCAGUGAUGAGUCAGUCAACUGUGACCAAGCCUAUGACAUAGGUUGUGCUGCUAUGAAGACAAUGAUAGCUCUCAAAAAUUGAAAUUGUAUCUUGAAUAUGAACUGUCUUCACAUCCACCAUCUCUCUUCGACAAUGUUUCACUAAGAAAAGGAACUAAAUCAUCUAUCCUGAAAGUGUUUCAAGAUGCUGUAAUAGAGGAAGAAGAAAUUGAUCAAACAAAUUUAUGUGUGAUUAUUGAUGGAGGAUUUCUCCUUCAUUAUGUUCCCUGGCCACAAGACUCCACUUAUGGAAAUAUCAUACACAUUUAUCGAAAAUAUGUUGUAGAAAACUUUGGAGAAAAUGUAACGGUUGUAUUUGAUGGCUAUCCAGAAGACUGUACAACUAAACAAGAAGAGCAGAAUAGAAGAGCAGCAAAAAAUCCUCAAAUGACAUAGAUUUUGAUAGGAACACAAAAUGCUUAACAUCAAAGGAAGAAUUUUUAGGCAACAGAAGAAACAAGAAGAAGCUUAUAUUUUCAGUUUCUGAAGAGCUUAUAAGUUCAAAUAUCAAUACAAUUGUUGCAAAAGACGAUGCUGAUAUUUCCAUUGUGACGACUGGAAUAGAGGAGCUGAAGAGACACAAAACUGUUAUGUUGUAUGGUACAGACACUGAUUUGUUGAUACUGUUGAUAGCUCUUGCCCCUGAGAAUCAAGAAAUCUACUUCUGCAAACAGAUAACAGGAAGAUUGCAUGGAAAAGUGUUCUACAGCAUUUCAAAGAUAAUAGAUAAGGUGAAAAAUACAAGGAAGCUUUUACUGUUUGCUUAUGCAAUAACAGGCUGUGAUACAACUUCUUCUUUUUUCGGCCUUGGAAAAAUAAAAUCUUUAGAAAUUGUUCAAAAAUCAGAAGAAGCUCAAAGACAAGCAUCAGUGUUCAUUUGUGAAAAUUCAUCUAAAGAAGAACUGAAAAGAAAUGGUGAAGAUUUUAUUCUGAAUUUGUAUGGCCAGAAAAAGCACACAAGCCUCAAUGAAGCACGUUACUU